Molecule: messenger RNA, 1064 nt
Organism: Hydra vulgaris (swiftwater hydra)
Lineage: Eukaryota; Metazoa; Cnidaria; Hydrozoa; Anthoathecata; Hydridae
Molecular function (GO): acyltransferase activity, transferring groups other than amino-acyl groups
Source: RefSeq, a predicted model, not a curated record
AUAUCGACGUAAGUUUGCAUAACUUAUGUUUUUUUUUAUAAGCUUAUGUGUAUAAUGUUGUUGGCUACUAGUUUAUACACAUAGCUGCAUAGUUUUACAGUUGCAUAGCUACAUAGCUACAAAGCUAGAUAGAUACAUAACAUUUUACUAUAAAGUGAAUAUAACUAUAAUCUAAAAAAUAAAUAACAAGUUUUAUAUAAAGAUUGCAAUGGUUCAAACAGUUAUUGCGACACAAAAUGAUAUUGACAAUAUAUUGAGAUGCACUAACGAUGCAUUUAUGGCGGAUGCUUUCUUCAAAAAGCCAGAAUAUCACCAUCGAUUCACAAGGGAAAAUGUUAUAUCUAAAAUGUCUCAUAAAGAUUCAGUUUUUAUUCUUGCGCGCGAUGGCAUGGCAAGCGAAAACUCUAACAACGAAGUCAUUGGCAGCAUAUAUUUAAAUUGGAUUACUAAGACAGAGUGGGUUGUUGUUGAUAACAGUUCUAUUCCUAAGGUUACCCUGAUUGGAACAUUUUCGGCUGUUUCUGUGCCAUCAAAAUAUGGCAAACGUGGCAUUGGUAAAACAUUAGUUGCUUCUGCUGAAAAUUACUUACUUGAAAAUGUUUUUAAAGUAAUCCAGCAUCAAAUGUCAAGCUCCGUUAAUAUUAUUAAUAAUAAUAAUCCACAAUUCGAUGUAGUUAUGGAAAUUGAAGUAGUUAAUUUACGCGUGGAUUUGUUUCCUUGGUAUGAAAAGCAAGGCUAUCAAAUUGUUGAUAAAAUUAAACCCAACGAUGUUGAGUUUACAGUCAAAAUUUUAGAUGGUAUGGAUGUUUUUUUUAUAUUAAUGAGAAAGAAAUUAUUGUAAAUUAGCUUGAGCAUUAUAUUGUUGUUGUAUGAUACAUUAUAAUAUUUAUCAUGCACAUAAAUGUAAAGAAGUAAAAAAUUUAUGUAUAUAUAUAAAAUCAUGUUGAUUGCUUUUGACAUUUAUUAACGUAAGUUUUGUUCACGUAAACUUUUGAUAUAACUAACGGAAUUUUUUAAAAAUGUGUGCAUGUAUAACUUGAUUUGAAAAACUUGUUUGAUUUAAA